CGCGUAAGUCGGCAACUGGAAACGAGAGGUGCCCUGGUCGCGCGAUUUGAACACAAGUGCCUGCCAGGAAGCUCCACAUCCAAGGCACCGGGAAGCUUUGAUUACGCGUGCGUUCUCUGUUGGAACGGAGAAGGAUAUUUCCUAAUGUCUCUCUCACCAUCUACACGGUGUGUUUUUUUUUUUAGAGAUGCGACGCAAGUUGUGCCAUCCUUACAUCUUUGCACCGCGGUAAACUUUACAGGAUACUGAGUGCGAUUUGACCAAUUAAAAGGGCCAAAAGAGACGGAGAAGUUAAUUUACUGAAAAUGUCCACGACGAACCUUAGCUCUCCGGCGCCCAACCAGAGCUACCUUUCCACCGCCACCUACGAGAAGACAGACCCCUCGGAGGUGAAGAGGCAAAUUCGCCUGCUGCUAUUCGGCUUGUGCGUAAUCAUCGCCGCUGCUACCUUUGUCGGAGGUGUGUAUUCGCUGCUGUCGCUCAUUCGGAUGAGGAAAAAAACAUCCCUAUGUCUCAUUGUGGCUUCCAUGUCGGUGGACGACCUGCUCAGUGUGGUCCCUCUCUCCUUGUUCAUGCUCCUACAGUGGGAGGCAGAUGGAGGUGGAGGAUCGGGCAGUCUGUGCACUUCAUCUGGACUUCUGUACGUGUUCCAGGGUGUUUCUAGCAAUAUGAAGGCUUGUCUCAUAGCAGCCUACACUUUUUAUGUCACCAAGAGAUUUGGAGUGCUUCAAUCUGUCCGUCGGCCCCUAAGAGUGAUAUGGGCCAUUGCCGGUGUGUGGGCGGUCAGCCUUGCCGUCAGUGUGUUACCUUUGUGCGGAUGGGGCAGCUUUACGCCGGCCUCUCUCGGGUGUUUCCCAGAGAGCGACAGUUUUUACAGCAUGCUGCUUUUUUCUUUAUACUCCAUGUGUUUCUGCGGCUUGUUAUUUUUCUUCAUCCCACUCACCUAUCAGCUGCUGUGCUCCAGGGAGUCCCAGAGGACUUUACUGUACCCCAGCUAUUUGGAGAUGGCGAGGGGACUGAGUGGCUCCGUUCCCCUCUGUGAUCUUCCUUCCUUUUCCCGGGACAGCAUGGACAAAAGUUUCGGUGCCUACAACGAGCUGAGCCCUAGUUCAUGCGGGACGGAGCUCAAAGAGAAAGAGGACAGCGGUCUGUCCCCAGUGUCUGUCAGAGGGCAGAGGACUGCUGCUGUCGGGGACACUCCAGUGGUGUUUGCGCAAAAGCGCUUCUCCAUGAUCCUGGCGGUUGUUCGAGUUAUUUUAUGGAUGCCAAUGAUGACUUUGGUGCUGGUGCGCCAUGCAGUGAAUGCCCGCAGCUCAUCCCUGGAGACGCUGAGCUUCUUUCUCACUCUGCUUGCCCCUGCGUUCACUCCAUUAUUCGUGCUGUCUGAGCGCUGGAUCCACAUGCCAUGUGGCUGCUUCAUUAACUGCAAACGGGAUUCAAUGCAGGAACCUUCAGUGAUGAAAAGAAGAUUUGAGUUCAGUCUUUCUUUCCAACAAGGCUAUGGAGUCUACAAGUUGUCACAUGCCGCCAUGUCUCAUAACAGUCCACCCCUUGAGAAGCCUGCCUAUCACAACCUCUUUAACUGUGACUUCACUAAUACGCGUCUGGAUGCAUUAGAAAGUGGCGGGCUCUCCAGCCUGGGGCCUGAUUUUGUUUUCAGCACCACCUGCCCUGUGGACAGCUCCUCUCAUGCAGACCUUUUGUUGGAAGCGGUGGCCGGUGGAGGAGAGGCACAGGCUGAUUGUCUUUCACUCCCUCAUGAGAACCACGGAGAUGACGACAACUUCUGCUGUGUCCCUUCCAUGCCUUCUCAUCACCAGGAGCAUGAUCACAAUCUCACUGAUACGUCGUCUGUGUUCGAGGGCCCGGAGAGGAGGCUGUCACAUGAGGAGUGUCGGAAAAUCGAGCUGACAGACUGGGAGUGGUGCAGGAGUAAAUCAGAGAGAACACCCAGACAGCGGUCAUCAGGUGGUCUGGCAAUCCCCCUGUGCGCCUUUCAGGGCACCGUAUCUCUGCAAUCACCCACUGGAAAGACCCUCUCUCUCUCCACCUAUGAGGUCAGCGGUGACGGACUCAAAAUCUCCAACAAUGCCAAGAAGGUGGAAGUGUAUCGCUCCAAAUCAGUUGGCCAUGAGCCCAGUGCAGACGACCCAGCAUCCGGAGGCCAGGCUGGAGACGUGAAUGUCAGCAGAGUAGGGAUGGGCAUGGAGAUCGGAAUGGAGUUGGGCAUGGGAGCUGGGGUUGGUGACACCAACGUCAAGAUCCACCUUGAGGUUCUGGAGAUAUGUGACAACGAGGAGGCCAUGGACAGUGUGUCCAUCAUCUCCAACAUCAGCCAGUCCUCCACCCACACCCGCUCGCCGUCGCUGCGUUACUCACGAAGGGAGAACCGCUUUGUCUCCUGCGACCUGGGUGAGACGGCUUCCUACUCUCUGCUCAUCCCCAACAGUGGCAACCAAGAGGCAGAGACCAUCAAUAUCACUAUACCUGACACUGUGGAGGCUCACCGGCAGAACAGCCGACGGCAGACGCAGGAGAGCUCAGGGUAUCGUGAGGAGAUACAGCUGCUCAACGAGGCCUACAGAAAGCAAGCUGGGGAGAAGGAAGAGUGACAUACAGUACAUACAGGGUGACAAGAAGGUCUCUCUUAGGAGGAGGUUGAAGGAGCACUUCUGACGGCAAAGGAUGAAAGACAAAUUUCCUAAUCAUUCUAUAUUUACUUCUUUCUGAUCACCACUCUAAUAAAACUGAGAGGUGACCCAAAUAGAGACUAAAGACCUAUAGAAUUGUUUGUUUGCCUACGCUUGUACUUCCUCUACAGAUAGCAUCACAAGAGUACAUGUCUGCAUAGCACGUAGAGUUAGAUGAGCCUGGAAAGGAAGAGAGAUGAUUGUAAAUUGAGGAAAAGGAGAGAGAGAGAGAGAGAGAGAGAGAGAGAGAGAGAGAGAGAGAGAGAGAGAGAGAGAGAGAGAGAGAGAGAGAGAGAUAUAACGGAAGGGAAAGGUAGGAGAGCGAAAACAGUAUUCCAGCAGAGCAUCUAUAUUCCUUGCAAGAGUUUCAACCAUAUGGCAGCCUGUCACAUGUAUAAAGUAGAUACAG
Sander lucioperca (pikeperch) is the source of this 3099-nucleotide messenger RNA. Its product is annotated as probable G-protein coupled receptor 149. Gene Ontology annotation, cellular component: membrane; neuron projection. Gene Ontology annotation, biological process: neuropeptide signaling pathway. The coding region runs from base 306 to 2612 and encodes 768 amino acids. NCBI's taxonomy places the organism in Eukaryota, Metazoa, Chordata, Actinopteri, Perciformes, Percidae. Gene Ontology annotation, molecular function: G protein-coupled receptor activity; neuropeptide binding. The record is from RefSeq and is a predicted model, not a curated record. The transcript has 5 exons.